UUGAACAGAAACACACUCCCCCUGACACCAUGAGCUACUACGGCAGCUACUACGGAGGCCGCGGCUACGGCUGGGGCGGCUUCGGGGGCCUGGGCUGUGGCUAUGGCUCCGUUGGGGGCCUGGGCUGUGGCUAUGGCUACAGAGGCUAUGGCUGUGGCUGCUGGCGCCCGUCCUGCUGCGGGGGAUACGGAUACUCUGGCUUCUACUGAAAUCCUGCCCAGCAGCUCAGCCUCUGAACGUACAAGGGACUUCCUCCCACGUUUGAUCUAA
Molecule: messenger RNA, 270 nt
Organism: Myotis davidii
Lineage: Eukaryota; Metazoa; Chordata; Mammalia; Chiroptera; Vespertilionidae
Product: keratin-associated protein 19-3-like
Exons: 2
Coding region: 30-209 (59 amino acids)
Source: RefSeq, a predicted model, not a curated record